Messenger RNA from Daphnia pulicaria, 567 nucleotides. RefSeq lists its product as uncharacterized. The record is from RefSeq and is a predicted model, not a curated record. NCBI's taxonomy places the organism in Eukaryota, Metazoa, Arthropoda, Branchiopoda, Diplostraca, Daphniidae. The coding region runs from base 45 to 488 and encodes 147 amino acids. The transcript is spliced from 4 exons.
AUCGUCACUCUGAAUGUGCUCUCGUUUUCUGUCUUGAUAAAAAAAUGGCAAAGUCAACAGUCAAUUUCCCAGUCAUUCUUUUUAAGUGUACUGAUGAGAAACUUAUCAUCACUACAAUGCGCAGCUUCUUCAAGCCUAGUCUUAGUCUAGAUAACAUGGAUUUGAUCGACUGCAUCUCUUUGUUGGAUUCAUGGAUCCAAAGUAAAAAGGUCAUCGUAUUCAGAUGGACUAGUGAGGAUGAUGAUAAAACCCCUUAUGAUUUCACCGAUUAUUCAAUUCCAGAGAAUUGUGAUGGAAGUAAAUUUGUAAUGAAGACUGGCCUAAUUCUCUAUCACUGUGAUGAUCUUUCCAAAAUUGCAUUGGAAAGAGACAAACUUAUCAUGGAAAAUAUUGAAAAGACUGGAACAAGGUUUACUUCAAAGGCAAAGCGUUCCCUUUGUUAUCCAACAAUGGUUCCAAGACCUGCUGGUUAUACCCUUGAUGAUUAAGACGAGAUUAGUGGUGAUGGUGUUAUAACUGAUAUAUCACAGUCACAACCUCAACCUUCAAAGAAAAGAACUUAUGCAG